UUUUGUUUGAUGCUUGUACGAGUGCACUCAUUGUAUCGUGCAAAACUCGUUUCGCACCAUACCUACUGAUGUACCGUCUACCCCCUCUUCCCAUCCCUGCCAAAACAUCAUCCCAUGAUUUCACAUUUUUCACAACCAUCUCGGCCUCUCUAUAGCUCUAACCUCAGCGUUUCCAUAUUUCAUCGUAUUCAGGUUUUCGCUCCUAUUUCAUAUUAUGGAAGGAGAAACAUCAUGGGUCAGCCAUUGCUAUGACCACAUUGUAAAAGAUAGGAUUGAGUUUGACUCAUCAUCAUCGGAACUCGAUGAUGAAAGCAGUGGACCCAUUGUUCUUGUUGAUCUGAUACUGCCCGAUGAUCUUUUGGAGCGGAUUCUGUCCUGCAUGCCCAUUGCCAGCCUUUUUAGGGCAAGCUGUGUCUGCAAAAGAUGGCAUGAUAUAGUGAAUUCAAAGCAGUUUUUAUGGAAUUUCUCACAGGUGCCGCCUAAAAAGCCUUGGUAUUUUAUGUUCACAAACUCAGAUGAGCCGAUUGGUUAUGUGUAUGAUUCCAUCCUCAAGAAGUGGUACCAUUUUGAACUCCCAUGCAUUGAGACCUCGAAUUGUGUCAUUUCUUCAUCUUGUGGAUUAGUUUGCUUUAUGGACAAUGACAGUAGAAGCCAGCUGUGUGUGUGUAACCCCAUAACCAAAUGCGCCAAGAAACUUGAGGAUUCUCCGGCUCUCAAGUUUUCGGACUACAGCGCUUUGGCAAUCUCUGUUGAGAGGAAACCUCGCAGGUGCACCGUGACUUACAGCGUGACAGUUGUCAAGUCUAAACAGGUACCUGGAAACUUCUACCAGUGGGACCUCUCUAUCCACAUAUAUGACUCGGAAACAAUGACUUGGGUAACCCCGUUCACAGAAACAUUACAAGGGUGGAGAGCAGGGGAUGAGAGUGUAAUUUGCAAUGGGGUUUUGUAUUUCUUGAUCUACUCCACAGGAGGUGGUCCUCCAGACAACCGGCACGGCUUAGUUUCGUAUAAUAAUCUGAGAACCAGACCGACCCACGGUUACUUGAUGAGUAGUUUCAUACCGGUCCCGUGUCCCCUUACUUGUGGCCGGUUGAUGAACCUUAAUGAGAGGUUGAUAAUGGUAGGAGGGAUCGGGAAACCGGAUCAUCCUGAUAUUAUAAAGGGGAUUGGGAUAUGGGGUCUUAAUGGUGGGAAGGAGUGGGAAGAGAUUGCGCGCAUGCCACCUAGGUUCUUCCAUGGUUUCGGGGAGUUUGAUGAUGUUUUUGCAAGCAGUGGCAGUGAUGAGAUGCUAUACAUCCAGAGCUACGGUGCACCUGCUCUUCUUGUUUUUGACUUGAGCCAGAAGCAAUGGAAGUGGUCCUUGAAAUGCCCAGUGUCUAAAAGGUUUCCUCUUCAACUCUUUACUGGAUUCUGCUUCGAACCAAGGCUUGAAGUCUCUCCUUAGGCUUCUUAUGCUGCAAUGGAUGGAUUUCAUCUGUUCCCUAAUGUCCUCCACCCUUCAUAUGCCCUUAAUUUUUUUUUUUGUCAAGAACUUGUUGAAAGGUAUAUUAUAUUAUUUUUAUUAUAUUAUAUAGAUAUAUGUGCGCGCGCGCUUGUGCCUGGUCAAUGAAAUGAAUUAGGUCUUUAAUGACUUUUGGUCUACAUUCCCAGAUCUUGAUGAUUAUGAAUGUUGAUAAUUUAUGAGUUAUGGCUCUCUCAAAUAGUGGGGACAAUAAUCUCUACAAUGGCAUGGUGAUAAACUUUGAUCAAUAUUAUAGAUAUUUU
Cuscuta epithymum is the source of this 1767-nucleotide messenger RNA. Lineage: Eukaryota; Viridiplantae; Streptophyta; Magnoliopsida; Solanales; Convolvulaceae. The record is from the annotation of a GenBank genome assembly.